Molecule: messenger RNA, 689 nt
Organism: Dichomitus squalens LYAD-421 SS1
Lineage: Eukaryota; Fungi; Basidiomycota; Agaricomycetes; Polyporales; Polyporaceae
Exons: 3
Coding region: 257-556 (99 amino acids)
Biological process (GO): mitochondrial respiratory chain complex II assembly
Cellular component (GO): mitochondrion
Source: RefSeq, a predicted model, not a curated record
GCUGUCGUCGGUGAGGACACACAUUCCAAUCAUCUUGCGGGCGUGAGUAGUUGAAGCGUGCCACCUGGACUGUGUACAAAUUCGGGCCGUCUGUAGCUCGCUCCUCGAACAUUAAGUUCAUCAUCUGCGAGAAGCCACCUUCUCCCUUCAGAGAGCAUCCCACACUACCAUGUAUCGCACGGCGAUCGCAUCAUCUCUGCGUGCCCGCCGCUCUCGUACCGCACACGCAGUCGGGAACGCAUGCAUAGCCAGGGCAAUGUCCUCAGGCGGCUCGCUCGUCCGACCGGCCCCCCCGCCCCUGCCCAGAGAGCAGCAGCGGGAGUUCGAAGAGCUAGUGCGGGCCGCACAGGCCCCCCUGUCCGUGAAGGGCAGCGCCGCGCAGGAGGAGGCGGAUAUGGCCCUGCAUCCGGACGCACGCGCGCCGCUCCAGGCGGAGUUCGAGGGCGACAUGAACCCGAUUACGGGAGAGCAGGGCGGGCCCAAGCGCGAGCCUGUGGGGCGGUGGGCGGAGGACGGGGGGGACUGGAGCUUCAAGGGCAGAGUAUCUGAUUUCUGACGAUGAGGACCGCACGCUUAUGCCGGAGUUGCUGUAGCGUAUCACGGAGGCUGUCUUCCCGCUUCUUCUGGUCAAUGCGGACUUAUGUGGGCUGGGCCUUGCUCCUCACUAAUUGAAUCCCAUUUGCCUGGUC